This is a messenger RNA of Manis javanica (Malayan pangolin), 3075 nucleotides long. It is a transcript of the gene TMEM267, whose product is annotated as transmembrane protein 267. The record is from RefSeq and is a predicted model, not a curated record. Lineage: Eukaryota; Metazoa; Chordata; Mammalia; Pholidota; Manidae.
AGUAGUACCUAGCAAUUAAUGCCUUUUCCACCAGACUGAUUACUAGUCAUUUCUUGUUCUGGUCAUUUCCUGUUCAGUAUAGUAUGUAUUUGAGAGGUUUCUCUUCUGUUGCAUCUAGAAGGAUGAAAAAGCCCACCUGCUACAUUAUAUGCUGAAAAGGCCAAAUACUAUCUUUUCCCUUGCAGUACAGUGUGGGAGUGCGAUCUAGGCCCAGCCCAUCAGACAUGUACCCUUCGCACUCCAAAUUUUGUAUUGAGAACAAAGAAAUACUGCCAAGAAUCCUGUAUGACAGCAGAGACAGCAGCACUGGCCGCACUGCCAGUGGUGAUACCUGGUGAUGGACUGGGCACUAUAAACUGGGCUUAGUGGCAGGAAGGUCUUCAGACCAGUUGUCUAGGAUCAUUUUCACUGGGUGCUUGAAGCAUAGUUUUGAAGCCUGAUUCUUGAAACCUGGCAAGUCUGGUUUCCCAGUAUCUUUUCAAUAAAUUUGUUUGGCUUUUAUUUUGAGUUAAUAAUUGAGUUACUAUAGGACAGAAUGGAACCUACUGGCAUCUACUCUUUCAAAUGAAAUUUAGAAACAUUUUAUAAAGUUCCUAAAAAAAUACCUUUAUGAUUUUGAUUAGAAUUACAUUAAAUUAAUAGAUUAAGGAAAAUAGCACCAUCAGUUUUUUCUUACUCAAAAUGGUCUGACUUUGUACCAGUUAAGUUCCAUCAAAGAAGCCAAACUACUUUACAUGCUAAAGAAUAAGACGUUUAUUACAGGGAUUAAAAUUGUGAGGUUGGGAGAGCAGGCUGGGCAGGCUGCUGCCUCUGAAGCUUGUUGAACCUUCAGCUGCUGCAAGUCGGCUUGACAGUUGGGCAGGGAAGCUGGAUGUGUAUGAGAGAGAGCUAGGACAGAACGGAACCUGCGUUGGCCUCAACUCCACUUUUGAUGCUGUGGAUGACCUACAGGAGAGGCUUGCACUCGACCUUGGGGUUACGCAUUCAGGCCCAGGAAUUGUAGAAGCUGCAGGAAGAUCUGGUGGGAGCUGAAGGAGCAGUAGGCCCAGCUGCUUCCCCAUGUCAGCAAAGUGGGCUAACAGCAGCAACACAGGGUAACUGGGAAUAUAAACAAGAAUAAGCUGUUUUCUGAUGGCUUUUAGUAUACACUGACAUAUGGCCUGUGAUGGCAUCUGAGACUGAGAAGACCCAUGCUCUACUCCAGUCUUGUAGCACUGACUCUCUUAUUGCCAGCCUUGGUCUGGGGCUAUUUGCCCUAGUAGCUGACAGAAUUCUUCAGUUUUCCAUAAUUCAGCAAAAUGACUGGCUUCGAGCCCUCUCAGAUAAUGCUGUACAUUGCGCAAUCGGCAUGUGGUCAUGGGCAAUAGUCAUUGGAAUCAAAAAGAAGACUGACUUUGGAGAAAUCAUCUUAGCUGGAUUUUUAGCCUCUGUUAUUGAUGUAGACCACUUUUUUCUAGCUGGAUCCCUGUCUUUAAAGUCCGCUUUGACUCUUCCCCGAAGACCUUUCCUUCACUGUUCUACUGUGAUACCUGUUGUGGUUCUGACCCUGAGGUUUACUAUGCACCUCUUCAAGCUCAAAGAUUCCUGGUGCUUUCUUCCCUGGAUGUUAUUUAUAUCCUGGAGCUCACACCAUAUCCGAGAUGGAAUUCGUCACGGUUUGUGGAUAUGCCCAUUUGGAAAAACUUCUCCUUUGCCAUUCUGGCUUUAUGUAAUAAUCACAUCAUCUUUACCUCACAUCUGUUCAUUCAUUAUGUAUUUAACAGGGACCAGACAAAUGAUGUCUUCAAAACAUGGAAUUCGUAUUGAUGUCUGAGGUAGCCAUAUGACAAUCAUAAAGAAGCAAAUGGUUCAGACAAUUAAGUAGCCAACAUUAAAGUGAAUUUUUAAAAAUGUAUUAAUUAGGUAUGUACACUAAUUAUAAUUCUGAAUCCUCUUGCUCAGGAAGCAUGUACAAGUUUUUAAAAACUUUGUUGUAAUUCGACUUUUCUAUAGCACUCGAAGUGCAAUAUUAUAGUUCUGUUUAUUUCAUGAUAUAUUUUCAUUGUUUAUCUGACUUUACUAAUAGCUUUAUUAGAUUAAUAUCCAAUUAAGUUUUCUGGUAAUAUACCAUUAACUUAGUUCAUUUCCUGAUGAAAAACAGUUCAAAUUUUUGGGUGACUAAUUUAUAGUAAGUUAGCAUUAUAUUUGGAUCCACAUUUUUCUGAGAUACAGAAACAGUGAAACCGCCAAAAUAAAUGAGAUCAUGAAUAAGAUGUGUAGUGAACACUAACAUUUCUUUGUUUGUAAAUGUUGAUCUUGACUGAAGUUUAAUUUGCCAAGUGUUUAGUGAGUUGUGAAUACUGGCAAAUCCUGCCCAGUGCCAUGUGAGAAGCCAUUAAAAUAUUUUAAAAAGAUGAUAAUGAACAUUAGAUCUAGGUCACUGUUUCUUAACAUCUGCCUGAUGUUAAGAAAUAAAACAUAUUUUUUCAAAAUGAAGUUUUAGGAAAUUUGCUUUUUCCUUUGUUCCUUUAGGUUUACCCUCUGUUAAAAAUUAUUAACCUUUAUUAGCAAAAGAAAAUUUAGUUGCAGUAAAUUUUACAUUUGCACAAUUUAAUGUUACAUUGAUAUAAAAGUCAGUGUCCCAAAGGCACCUGCAUUUUUGUAUAACAUACCUACCAUUUGCUGUCUUCAGAUUUUCUUACGUGUUUGUGAUCUGUAAUGCUACUGAUUGUGUGCCUUAUUCUCUGAGAAAUGAUGAAGCAAUGCCUUAUCCAAAGCAGAUUUUUCUCACUUAUUAAGUUAAAGAAUUCUGUAAAUUGUUACAAAGGUUCAAGCUCUUUAAUUUUUCUUUUUUUUGUUAACAAAUUGGCUGUAAUCUAUUAUAUUUUAAAAUCUAUUAUAUCUUAAUCUGUUGUUAUCUUUCAAGAGCAAUUAUUGUAUCAGGUUGGUUGGUUUAACAGUAAAUAUUGUAAAGGGGGUAAAUUUAAUUAAGGUAAAGAUUUUUAAAAAGCAAAUGAUUUCAGAAAUCCAUGGAAAUAAAGCAUAUAUCUUAUAUAAUUUUUCUGAUUAAAUUAUAAAACUGCUGUUUCACUAAAA